Messenger RNA from Pantherophis guttatus, 5819 nucleotides. It is a transcript of the gene RPAP3, whose product is annotated as RNA polymerase II associated protein 3. Gene Ontology annotation, molecular function: protein binding. The record is from RefSeq and is a predicted model, not a curated record. Gene Ontology annotation, cellular component: protein folding chaperone complex. NCBI's taxonomy places the organism in Eukaryota, Metazoa, Chordata, Lepidosauria, Squamata, Colubridae.
UUGGACUAUAGAAGUUGGAAGUCUUUUCCGCUAGAGCGGCUACCAAGACAACUCACUUCCCUUCGUUUGGCGCGCUGGGUGUUGUGGAAAAGGAAAGCGAGAAGGGCUUCGGAGCAGCAGAAGAGUGAGAGGAGUUUGCAGUCGCAGAGACCUAUCUGUUUUCCAAUGCAUUCUUUCAUCAGAUGAGUUCACCAAAUAAAGCAAUUGAGUUACAGUUGCAAAUACGACAAAAUGCUGAAGAACUUCAAGAUUUUGUGAAAGAUUUGGAAUCAUGGGAGAAGGAUAUUAAAGAAAAAGAUCAUGAUCUAAGGCAUCAGAGUGGCACUGCCGAAAAAGAUUUACCCCCAAUUCGGAAGAAGCUUACAAAAAAAAGGAAGAGCAAAGUUAAAACAGACUCAAAACAAACAAGUGAGGAAAACAAAAAGAACAAGAUAAAAUCUUAUGAUUAUGAGGCUUGGGCAAAGCUGGAUGUGGAUAAGAUACUUGAAGAAUUUGAUAAGGAAGAUACCACUCAUGAUUCAGUGUCAGAUUCUGAGGAAGAUGUAAUUCACAUUUAUACAGAAAAAGCUCUUGCUGAGAAAGAAAAGGGCAAUACUUACUUUAAACAAAGAAACUAUGAUGCUGCAAUAGAAUGCUAUACAAAAGGAAUGAAUGCAGAUCCUUACAAUCCAGCUUUGCCUACAAAUAGGGCAUCUGCCUUUUUUCGGCUAAAGAAGUUUUCUGUGGCUGAAUCUGAUUGCAAUUUAGCCCUUGCCUUAAACAAAAAUUACACAAAGGCUUAUAGCAGAAGAGGGGCAGCUCGUUUUGUCUUGCGAAAUUUUAAGGGUGCCAAAGAAGAUUAUGAAAAGGUUUUGGAAUUGGACCCAAACAACUUUGAAGCGAAGAAUGAACUUAGGAAAAUUGAGCAGGCUCUCUUGUCAAAAGUAAACUGUCAGGCUGAAGAAACAGAUACUUUUCGGAAAGUGGAAAUUACAGAAGAUGAACUGAAACAAUUGGAGGAGGAGCAGUUGAAGCAAAAGGCUAUGGCAGAAAAAGAUUUGGGCAACAGAUAUUUCAAAGAAGGUAAAUAUGAAAUAGCAAUAGAAUGUUACACACGUGGAAUAGCAGCAGAUGGCACCAAUGCACUUCUUCCAGCAAAUAGAGCUAUGGCCUAUCUAAAAGUUCAAAAAUAUGAAGAAGCAGAGGAAGAUUGCACUCGAGCUGUGUUAUUUGAUUCUUCAUAUUCUAAAGCCUUUGCCAGAAGAGGCACAGCUAGAGCUGCUCUUGGAAAACUAAAAGAAGCUAUGCAAGAUUUCAAAAGUGUCCUGAAGCUGGAACCUGGAAAUAAGCAAGCAAUGAAUGAAAUAACAAAGCUUAAAAAUGAGUUAAUCGCAAAAGGUUUUUUGUCAGACAUUGAAUAUUUUGGACUACUACAGAAUGAAUCAGAAAUACAAAAUCUGGUAAAACCCAUUGAUAAACCCUUGCAUCUGAGAUCAGCUAAACCUUUAAGAAGAAUAAACAUUGAGGAAAUCAAUAAUGAUGUGCUAAAUGCAAAUUUGAUGCUCACCAGAGAAUCUGAGCCUAUUCAAUCUGUUUUUGAUAACCCAAAUGAAAUACAGGAAUUAAUAUCUAUUAAGAAUCAAAAUGAAGAUUUCUCUUCUCCAUCUGGGACUCCCAAAGCAAAGCUGCUGAAAAUAGAAGAAAUUGGUGAUGCUUUGUUGACCGAAUCUGUUAUCACAAAUGCUGUGAAAGAAAAACCGUCACUUCAGCCUAGUGUUAUAAAAAAACAAGCUAAGACAAAAAACUACAUUAUUUCUUCUGUGUCUGAAUUUUCCGUGCCUCCAGUCCCUGUAAAUUCUUUCCAACUUGAAUCAGAUUUCCGAAAAUUAAAAAGUUACCCUGAUCAAUUGUAUAGAUAUUUGAAGCAAAUUGAUCCUUCCCUUUAUCCUAACCUCUUCCAAAAAUCAUUGGAUCCAGAGGUUUUUUGCCAAAUCUUGAAAAUUCUACAAGAUUUUCAUACUAAGAAAGAAGAGCCUUUACUUAUCCUUGAAAUUCUGCACAAAUUAUCAGAAUCCAAAAGAUUUGAUAUGGCAGUUAUGUUUAUGUCAGAAUCAGAGAAAAAAAGUAUGAAGUUGGGGCAACUGAAUGGAGCUGAGUGUUUACUUGCUGGAUGCCCUUCAUGACACCUAUACGGAGUUCACAGCAGAUAGUUUCUCUUUGCAGCCUAAUAAAUAUCUAUCACUGCCUAGGGUUGAACUCAGCCUCUGGAGUAUGAGGCAAGGAUCUUCAUCGCUCUAGCACUGCUCUAGCAAUGGUUUUUAAGGAUCCAAUUUUGGACUGCUGAAAUCAAGAUACUUGUGUAAAACAACAGAAUCUUGUGGGGAAAGGAGGGCAGGCAGUAAAGAUAUAGAAGCCUGGAAAAUAGGUAUUUGAAUCCAACAGUUUAAGAACUACUGAAAUACAACUUGUGCAACUUGAGCUACGUGUGCAUGCACAUGCACGCUGGCCUAUCACUCACAUGAGUUUAGCUGCACGUGCACAUGUACAUGCCAGCCCACUGCUCACGCAGCCUGGUUCCUCUCUCUCCCCCCAGCUGGCCUGCCAAGCUGCAAAGGUUGGGGACCGCUGUUUAGAGUUUUUUUUAAUUGUAAAUGGGUUCUUGAAGGCUAGUCUUUCAGUAUCUUCAGUGAAUACAGUGUCAUUUCAAGAAAGAACAUUUUGUCCAUAAUCCAAUUAAGAAAAUGAAAACACCUUGUAGUUUCACCCAGAAGGCUGCACAUGUCUUACCCUAAAAGAAGUGAAAGUAACUCAGGAUCAUUUUUUUAAAAUAAGGCCUUGGGCAGCUCUGAUCAGAAGCUUGCUUCAUUCAUUUCUGUUGCCUGCUAGCUGAAUCGCUAGCAAAUCAGAAGAAAGGUAAUUUCAUGACAGUUUAGUAAUUCAGCACUGGGUAAAAUUAUAGAGUAAUAUAAAAUAAUUAUUUCAGCAUUUUGAAUGCAGAAAAGACAUGGAAAAAGAGAAAGAAGAAAACAAAAAUUUUUUUCUUCCAUUCUGAUUAUAGGAACAGGAACAGGAACAGGAACAAGAACAAGAACAAGAACAAGAACAAGAACAAGAACAAGAACAAGAACAGAAUAGAAUAGAAUAGAAUAGAAUAGAAUAGAAUAACAGAGUUGGAAGAGACCUUGGAGGUCUUCUAGUCCAACCCUCUGCUCAGGCAGGAAACUUAUACCAUUUCAGACAAAUAGUUGUCCAAUCUCUUCUUAAAAACUUCCAGUGUUGGAGCAUUCACAACUUCUGGAGGCAAAUUGUUCCACUUAUUAAUUGUUCUGUCAGAAAAUGUCUUCUUAGUUCUAGGUUGCAUCUUUCCUUGAUUAGUUUCCACCCAUUGCUUCUUGUCCUCCCCUCAGGUGCUUUGGAGAAUAGCUUGACUCCCUCUUCUUUGUGGCAAUCCCUGAGAUAUUGGAACACUGUUAUCAUGUCAACCCUAGUCCUUCUUUUCAUUAAACUAGACAUACCCAAUUCCAGCAACAUUCUUUAUGUUUAAGCCUCCAGUCCCCUAAUCAUCUUUGUUGCUCUUUUCUGCACACUUUCUAGACUGGUGAUGGUGAACCUUUUUGGCAUUGCGUGCCAAAAGUCUGAGCGUGAGAGCGCUCUCACGCUCCCGCAUGCCGGCACCCAUAAUGCAAUGCAGGCCCCCAUUUGUGCAUGCGCACAGGACACAUCCCCAUGCUCCCCUGCACAUGCACCCCGUUGCGCAUGUGCAUCCCCAAACAUGGCCCCCCUUUUUUCCAAGAGGGCCGGUGUUCUUAAUGGAGGACAACUAGGUACUGGCCUGUUCCAUGGCGAGACAGCCGUUCCCUGGCCAGCGCAUGGCGCUGCCAAGAUGGCAGGGCCAAGUGCACUGCCAGGGAAGCUCUGAACAUGUGGCUUGCCUGGACUCCUUUCUGCUGGGAGCCGCCGUUCCCUGGUUCAGUUCAGCACCCCCACCCGACCCCCACCACUGCACUGCCUGCGGUUGGGCCCGUCACCCGACCCCCGUCACACCUGCUGCUGCGCUGCCAACCGAGCCAACGCCGGGGAAGGAGCAGCGGACAGGGCAGCCAGCUGCCCAGCCAGCAAAUACUGCCCUGUGCACCUGAGCUGGCUGGUCGCUUUUGCCCUUCCCCCUACAGCCUGCGGCUCCGAGCAGGGAGGAGCCCAAGUAAGCCGCCGUGCGUUCAGAGCUUCCCUGUUGGAGCCGAGAGCACUUCUGCUGUAUGCCGCCAUCCCUUCUCUGGGGAAGAAGCGAGCUGCUGGAGGAGCAGGGAGCUGAUUGGGCGGCCUCCUCCGACCCAGCUGGCCUGCUCGCCAUGAUUGCUGGCGACAGCGGCAGCUUGCUUUCAUGCCCCGAGCGCAGUGCACAAACUUUCCCCGAUGCUUCCCAAACUUCGGUGCAGGGCUGAGGGCGGGCGGGCAGAGAGGGAGGAGCAGGCAGCUGCUAUGCCUUGGGCAGUGGUGGAAUUCUGCCAGUUCUAGGGGGUUCGGCCGAACCGUUUCUUAAAUUGCUGGCUCGCCCCCCCCCCCUUGCCCCACCCCUCCACACCACUGGGCGAGGGGUGGGCGAGCCAGCAAUUUAACAAAUGGUUCGGUGUUUUUUUAUAAUUUUAUUGGCCUUGCAGCUGCUGCAGGGCUUCAAAGAGCCACCCUACAGCUGAUCAGUGUUAAAAGAAAAGAAAUGAGUAGACCGACGCCUGCAAAAAUAAAUGGGUAGACCCAGUGGUGGGAUUCUACUUCGGUAGAACCGGUUGUUAAGUAGUUAAGUAGUUAAGCCAGUGGUUGCCAAAGUGGGCGGUACUGCCCCCUGGGGGGCGGUGGAAUGCCUUAGGGGGCGGUAAGAGGCAAGGGGGGUGGCAGGAGGGGCUAAAUGGCAAGGAGGGUGGCCCCCACCCUUUGCCCUGUGCCUCGCAGCACUUACCUCCUUGCAAGCAAACAGCAAGAAAAAAACAGCCCCUUCAGCUUCAGCAUCUGUUAAUUAGCACAAGUUGAUUAGAUCGGCCUCCCGCCUCUCAGCUGAUUUGCUCUCAGCUGUUUUGCCAGGGCUCUAUUGCUCUCUGCAAAGAGUGCUUGAGCAGAUUUUUUCCCCCUAGCCUAGCUAUGCUGAAAAAGCGAAACCGAAAGUAAAGCAGGGUCUUUGCUGCAACGUGACAAAAUGAGGCAGAGAGAGAUUUCUUUUUCCUCACCAAAAAAGGUAGGUGCAAACAAUGGGAAAUUUAGGGCAAAAGAGGAGAGUUCAAGAUUUUAAAACACAAAAGAAAAAAAGCUCUAUUUAACUAGGGAAUUGUAAUAAUUGAGAUACUAUUAAUUGUAUAUUGUGUUCGAAAGCAGAAAUGGUUAAGUUGUGGUUUGGAGGAAUAUAUGGGGGAAAUUAUUUGGUUUAUUAUUAUUGGUAAAUAUAAUUAAUUGAUUUGUAAGAAAUUGGAUUGCAUGGAAAUAAUUGGAAUAUUCAUGUUCAUAUUGAUUAAUAUACAAAAAAGGUAGUUAUAUAACUAAUUGAUUUAUAUUAAAAUGUUGAAUUUGUAUUAAACAACUGUAAUAUUACAUAAUUAACCAAUGUGAGGAUGGAUAUAAAAAUAGAUGACAGUGGGAAGGGGUAUAAUAUAGAAUAGAAGGGAAAAAUUGAAUUUGAUUAAGAUUAGAGAUGAGGAUGAAGGGUAAUAUUGGUUUUUUUAAAAAAUAGAUGAGGAAUAAAUAUGGCAAAAAGGAAAUAUAGAAAUUGUAAAUUUAAUUGAAAUGAUUAAACACUGUUUAAAUUUGUGAACCAGCCAAAUAUCUGUUCAAAGAAAAUACAUUGUAUGUUUGUA